Corylus avellana is the source of this 1784-nucleotide messenger RNA. The record is from RefSeq and is a predicted model, not a curated record. NCBI's taxonomy places the organism in Eukaryota, Viridiplantae, Streptophyta, Magnoliopsida, Fagales, Betulaceae.
AUGGGUACGAUUGCUAAGUCUAGAAACUCUAUUGCUUUCUUCUUCAAUCAUUUGCUUAUCGAUCCUCAUUAUUGUCAUGUAAGGCUUUCUUCCCAUGCUCAAAAUUUUUAUUAUUAUUAUCUCUGUUUUAGUUCUACUUCUGCUAAAUCUACUGAUAGUGGUAGAGAUAUUGUUGAAAGCCCCAAUCAGUUCUUGAAAUCUGUCAGAGAUCGAUGCAGAUCUCGUAGCUUUAGGAAUCUUGAUGAUUCCUUAGGCGUGUUUGGUAGAAUGCUUCGCAUGCACCCUUUGCCUUCCCUCGUGAAUUUUAAUCAAUUGCUGGGUGCAAUCGCAAGAAUGAAGCAUCACUCAACUGUUAUUACUUUGAUUAAAGAAAUGGAACAGUCAGGAAUUGCUCCUGACGCUUGUACUCUAAGGGUUCUAACUAAUUGCUUCUGUCAUUUGAAGCGGGUUGAUUUCGGCUUCUCUAUCUUAGCAAGAAUUUUGAAAUUUGGUUUUCAACCGGAUUGUAUAAUUCUAACAACUCUUGUCAAUGGGCUGUGUCUUCAGGGUAAAAUUGUUGAAGCUACGAAGUUGGUUAACAAAAUAGAGAAAAUAGGCUAUAAACCUAAUACAAUUACCUACAGAACGAUAAUGAAUUGUUUGUGUAAAAUAGGUAUGACUAGUGAAGCUAUUGAAUUGUUUAGAAAGAUGAAAGAAAGAAAUCUUGAUCUUAAUGUAGUGUUGUAUAGUACAAUCAUUGAUAAUUUGUGUAAGGACAGAUUGGUAACUGAGGCUUUGACUUUUUUCUCUGAAAUGACAACCAAAAUCAUGCUAGAUUUGUAUACAUUCAGCAUAUUGGUGGACACACUUGGCAAAGAGGGAAAGUUGACAGAGGCAGAAGAAGUUUUUAAUGUGAUGAUUCAGAGAGGCGUAAAGCCUGAUACAAUCACUUACAGUUCUUUGAUUAACGCUUAUUGCUUGCAAAAUAAAAUGGAUGAAGCUGUCAAAGUAUUUAAUACGAUGAUUCGAAAGGGUUGUUUGCCUUCUAUUGUUAGCUAUAGCAUAUUGAUUCACGGAUAUUGUAAAAACAAAAGAGUUGAUGAGGCAAUGAUUCUCUUCCGUGAAAUGACUAUCAACGGCAUGAUUCCCGAUUGUGUCACUUACAACACUCUUAUUGGCGGGUUUUGCCAAGUUGGGAGAUCUAAGACUGCACUAGCUAUUCCACGAGAUGCAAGUGUUGCUGGUGGAAAUCUUUUAAAGAGAUGUACAAGUCAAGGAUCUAGCAUCGAGCUGGUUCUCUGUAUUCAAGUUGUACUCUUGGCGUUGUUGGAUGUUGGUGGUUGUGUUGUUCGGUUUGUUGACGCUGCUCAGCUGCUGGAUUUUACAAGUUGGAUGCUGUUGAAAAAUAUAAUGAUCAAAGGUCUUUGCAAAGAAGGUUUGUUAAAUGAAGCGAGGGAGUUAUUUGAGAAAAUGGAUGAGAACGGUUGUUCACCUAACCUUGUCACAUAUAACACAAUCAUCCAAGGCUUCUUGCAACAUAAUCAGACAUUAUGGGUUGUGAAUCUCCAAAUGAUGGUUGACAAAGGUUUCUCAGCAAAUGCAAACACGGCAACCAUUUUGAUCGAGUUGUUGACUACUAAUCAGGCAGAUAAAACAUUACAAGAAUUUUUUCUAAAUCCGUGUGAAAGAUUUCUAAGUCUUCAACGUGCAUGACAAAUUUGAUAUUCCAAGAUUUACACAGUCAAUCUGUAAGGUAUGAACAUAUUUGUUGCAAGUCAUUAAGGUAAUAUUUCUCUCUAUGACUU